UCAUCGUCAACAUCACAUCAUCAUCAACAAUAUCAACAAUGUCCACAUUCAGAUGAUCAUCAUAUUCUAUUACCAUGUACAUGUAAUGCAAGUAAAAAAGAAAUUCUAUGCCGUGGUGGUGGUUCAUCAAUUUCUGGUUCAGCUACGGAACAAUUACGAAACACAUUCGUUUAUUAUGCAAAAUGGAUACCAGAAGAUAUGCAACGUUUUGAUUCCAUUUAUAUUAAUUUAAGAAAUUUAACAAUAUUAGAAGACCGAUUGUUUAAUGGAAUUAAAUUUUCAAAUAUUUUAUUAAGUGGUAAUGAAUUAAAAUUUAUCGAUCGCAAUGCAUUCAUUGGUACCGAAUACACUGUAUACACUGUGUUCAUUUAUGGCACAAAUCUUAGCUCUGAACUGAAUGGAAAAUUUGAUUUUUUUGCAUCAAUUCGUUCAUUAAUUAAUCUACAGAAAUUGAUUAUUUAUCAGAAUAAUUUGACCAUGAUUCCAGAAAGAGCUUUUACCACGACAUUGGUGGAUAAUAAAAUGAUGAUGAUGAUGAUGAUGAUUCACAUUCAUCAUCAUUGAAUAACACUGAUGGUAUUGAACAAACAUCCACAUCAUCAUCAUCAUCAUCAUCAGCAGCAGCAGCAGCAGCAGCAUUGUCAUCGAAUGAAACUGAAUCACAAUUGACAGAAAUACAAAUCACAACUGGUAAUAUACAAUCAAUCGGUUCGGACGCAUUUGCCGAUCUAUUGCAUUUAGAACAAUUAUCAUUGAGUAAAAAUCACAUCAAUUUCAUUCAUGCAUAUGCAUUUCGUAUGAAUAAACCAUCCAAUCUGACAUUGAUGAUUGAUUUAACCGAUAAUGAUCUGAAUUCAAGUAGUUUUGAACCAGAAUCAUUUCUUGGUGC
This is a messenger RNA of Dermatophagoides farinae (American house dust mite), 889 nucleotides long. The record is from RefSeq and is a predicted model, not a curated record. NCBI's taxonomy places the organism in Eukaryota, Metazoa, Arthropoda, Arachnida, Sarcoptiformes, Pyroglyphidae.